Molecule: messenger RNA, 1802 nt
Organism: Panicum virgatum (switchgrass)
Lineage: Eukaryota; Viridiplantae; Streptophyta; Magnoliopsida; Poales; Poaceae
Product: plant cysteine oxidase 4-like
Exons: 7
Coding region: 589-1329 (246 amino acids)
Molecular function (GO): oxidoreductase activity, acting on single donors with incorporation of molecular oxygen, incorporation of two atoms of oxygen
Source: RefSeq, a predicted model, not a curated record
GGGCCGGGGCAUCCUUAAACUCGCGUCUCCUCCCUCCGCGUCGUCCCCCACCCCAGAGAGCAGUAAGCCCCUGCCCUACCUCCCCGACGCGCGCGCCCCCCAUGGCGAGGCGGCGCUGCUGAUGCCGCGCGGCGUCGGAUCGGGCGCGGCGGCCACGAACCCUAGCCGCGUGCGGAGGCGCUCGCCGAUCCCCCGACGCCCAAUCCGCCGGCGCGGAUCCUCCCCCGCGAGAUUCGGGGCUCGUCUCGUCUCGUGCUGCCUCUAGGUGAGGUUCUAGCCCUCUGGGUGCGUUGAGGGGAUCUGCAUCCGUUUGCGUGUCUUCGCAACCGCACAGCCCAUACUCGAGCAGCUACCCACUCGACUGGCCAGGUGCCCAGCCCCCUGAAGACGGAGCGGCGGUUCAGUGACCACCGCCGUGCAGCAAGGGAACACCCGAGUUCACCCGGCGGCUAGGUGCAAGGAUAGGCAUGCUUGAACAAUACAUCGGCGGAUCGAUUGAGCUGUAUUUUAGUCUUCUGGUUGUGGAUUGAAGUAGAGGUGAAGAAGUUUGACAGUUGGUAUCUUUUCAAGAAUACAUUGAAGUGCAAGAUGCCAAAAAUAAAGAAUCUCUCCAAUGCGUGUAAAGUAUCAUUUUCUCCAGACGGGCCUAUAUCUGAAGAGGCACUUGAGAGAGUCCGUGCACUGUUAGAUGAGAUAAGGCCUUUAGAUGUUGGCCUAGAUAAUGAAGCACAAAUUGCACGCAAUUGGAAUAGUUCUACACGUCCAUCCAAUGGGAGACGGGGACGUAAUGGGGCGAACCAGUUCACUGCUCCAAUCAAAUAUUUGCACAUUCACGAAUGUGAAAGUUUCUCUAUGGGUAUAUUUUGUAUGCCACCUUCUUCAGUUAUUCCACUUCAUAAUCAUCCUGGAAUGACUGUACUUAGCAAGCUUCUUUAUGGAAGACUACAUGCUGAAUCCUAUGAUUGGAUUAACGUACCUGAUCAUCCAAGUGAUCAAUUACAAGCAAGACCAGCAAAGCUUGUCAGGGAUUGUGAAAUGACUGCACCAGAGACGACCAUUCUUUACCCUAAUAGAGGUGGUAACAUCCACACUUUCAGAGCCAUCACACCUUGUGCUCUCUUCGACGUCCUUUCUCCACCAUACUCUGCUGAGGACGGACGGCAUUGUUCUUACUUCCGAAAGUCUCUAGUGAAUCAACAACCUGUUGUUUUGCCUACUGAGAUAGAUAGCUCACAAGUAGUCUGGUUGGAGGAGUUGGAGGACCAUCAGCCCCCAGAAGGCUUUGUGGUCGCGAGAGGUCUGUAUAAAGGCCCUGUAAUAAGGAGAUGAUUUGGUUGGAGCAUCGUAUCCAGCGAACUAUGAAUCACCUGAAAGAGGAUGCAGGCUUCUAGUAUCCAUUGCAUGUGAGUUCUAGUAUGGCAAGCACCAAAUGGUCAUUGUGCAGUCCAUGGUUUACUUUGUACAUGACAAAGUGAUCUGUGAUAAUUUAACAGCAACUUUACAGAACAAGAAUGGAUGUUUAUGAUUUGAUCAGAACUUUAAUUAUGUGCCGCACCGCUGUAGUAUCUCUGACCUAGAUAUGGAGCUGUUAUCAGAUCAAGACCGUGGCGUACAUACUUUUGAGCUUAGUCUAGCAUAUCAGUUGUCAUGCUGUACUAAGGAUAUCCAUGGAACAUGCUUUUUCACUUGAUGGCGUGGGGGCCCCAUUUUGUCUCCCGGCGUGUAAUAGCAUUAUUAGUAGUUUCUGGGAUCUUGUCUAUACAGUUUGGAAAAAAAAAAAGUCGCAUGGCUGUCCUUUAUCA